GCUCGAGCGGCGCGGGCGGGCGGCAGGCAGCUGGGGGGCCGCCGUGAGGUGGGCCUAGCCGGGGCCGGUGCGGCAGGCGGAUGGAGGAGCAGAGCUGCGCUCUCGGAGACCCAACCGUCCGCCAGGGGAAGCUGCUGCUCCAGCGGCGGUGCUGCCCCAAGCCCUCUGACCUGCGCCUGAGGAGCUUCUGCGCGGCCGCCUUCCGCCCAAAUGGCUCAGGAAGAGAUGGAAGUUGAUCUCCAACCAGUGGUGAACUACUCCCUGGAGAGCCAGGGGGUGCUUCCUGCAGGGCCCGCUGCUCACACGGCGCUGCCCUCCCAGGCUGCAGCGCUGCACAGCGGAGAAGGCAGCACUAUCGUUGUUUCCGACGAUGAAGUCGAUGAAGUCGUUACCCUAUCGACUGCUGAUGCGCCAAGGGAAGCAGCUGCCGAUCCUGACCAGCAGGCGAAUCCUCCCUCGGCUCUCAUCGGGCUGCUGAGGCUGCAGGGGGCGUCUGAGCAGCACCAGCUGCUGCCUGGGCCGCAGGUUAUGCAGCGCCCGCGGGUACGAAGGAGCGCUCGCAGGCAGCCGAGAGUCAGUGCCUCCCAGAGGACAGUCAGCGCCAGGGCAGCAUUGGACAGUUACUUUCAGAUCAGCAGGACGCAGGAGCCAGCUGCAAUACCAGGUUCACAUCUGGAGCCCUCGCAUACUGUGAGGGGCGGCCAGCAAGGUGCGUCCCAGGUCACAGAACUGCAGUCGAGUGACUCCGACAGCAGCACUUCUGAGGAGGAGGAAGAGGUGGAGGCUGCACCUCCAGCAGCCCAGCAGACGCCUGCAGCAGCUAGCUCAGUUUCCAGUCAGGAUCAAGCAGAGCUGCCUCAAACUCUGCCUCGAGUUCCUGCAGAAAAUGGAAAUAAUGAAGAUGAAGAAUUUGAAGCCCAGCAAAAGCAGAGAACUCCACUGAAGAAACAGGAAGCACCAAUUCCUGCUGCAGCACUGGGGGAGGAGGAGGAAGGGGACACGUGUGCCAUCUGCUUUGAGCCGUGGACCAACGCUGGGGAGCACCGUCUGUCAGCCCUGCGCUGCGGGCACCUCUUUGGUUACACUUGCAUUGACAGGUGGCUCAAGGGGCAGGCAGGGAAGUGUCCCCAGUGCAAUAAGAAAGCAAAACGUUCUGACAUCGUGGUCCUGUAUGCCCGCACCCUGAAGGCACUGGAUACCAGUGAGCAGGAACGCAUGAAGAGCUCUUUAGAAAAGGAGCAGAAGUUGAGGAGACAGGCAGAGCUGGAGUCUGCACAGAGCCGGCUGCAGCUGCAGGUCCUGACAGAUGAAUGCAGCAAACUCCGCAAGCAAGUUCAGGAGCUGAAGGCUCUGGUGGCUCAGCACAACGUCACUGCUUCUAAACCCCCUGGCAACUCCCACACCUGCUUCCCAGGCAGCCUCCCCUCCAGCCAGAGCCGGCGCAAGUACCACCUGGAGAAGGUUUUUGUGGUGUCUCAGGCUGGCAGCUGCAGAGUGAUGGCAUACUGCGACUCGCUGAGCUGUCUCGUGGUAUCACAGCCUUCUCCACAGUCUACUUUUAUUCCUGGCUGCGGUGUGAAGAUGAUGAGCGUGGCCAACCUGAAGAGCAGUCAGUACAUCCCCAUCCACAGCAAACAGAUCCGGGGGCUGGCUUUUGGCAGUCGUGCAGACGGGCUGCUGCUGUCUGCUGCUCUGGACAACACUCUCAAACUCACCAGCUUGGCAACAAACACCGUGGUGCAGACAUACAAUACUGGCCGCCCCGUGUGGAGCUGCUGCUGGUGCCUGGAUGAUACAAACUACAUCUAUGCUGGGUUGGUCAACGGCUCCAUCAUGAUAUACGACCUGAGAGACACCAACUCCCACGUCCAGGAACUGGUCCCUCAGAAGUCCAGGUGUCCCAUGGUAUCACUGUCUUACCUGCCUCGAAUGGCCUCAUCCUCUUUGCCCUAUGGUGGCAUAUUGGCUGGGACCUUGGAAGGAGCUUGUUUCUGGGAGCAGAAGGCUGGGAACUCCUACCGGCCUCAUCAUCUGCUGCUGGAGCCAGGGGGAUGCAUUGACAUUCAGACAGAGAGCACCUCGCGGCACUGCCUGGCGACGUACAGGCCCAGUAAAAGUAACCCGUGUGUGCGUUGUGUCCUGAUGGAGCUGACCUGCACCCCGCUGACAGAGGCCUCUGAAGAUGUGGUGUGCUCUGCUAACCCCGUCCAGACCUUCAGUGCUGGGCCCACCUGCAAGCUGCUGACCAAGAAUGCCAUUUUCCAGAGCCCAGAGGAGGAUGGCAGCAUCUUUGUGUGCGCUGGCGACGAGGCAUCUAAUUCUGCCAUGCUCUGGGAUGCUGGCAGCGGCUCCUUGCUGCAGAAAUUGCAGGCUGACCUGCCCGUGCUGGACAUCUGCCCCAUGGAGGUGAACCAAACCCACCUGCUGGCUACCCUGACGGAGAAGGCAGUGAAGCUCUACAGGUCUGUCAUUAUUUCUCCGUUGGUCAAUUUUCUACAGUCGAGCUCAGCAAGCUGCCUCAGCACAGCAAUAAUUCUUGGCCCGUCUCCAGCGUGUGUUGCUGCACUUUUUCCAGUGUGAAUAUAUUAGAGGGAUUUGCAACUCUCUUCUACGAAUCAACAGAAUAAAAGAAACUUGAAGACCUGCGACUCCCACUGUACUCUCACACGGAGUCCUGCUGUGAUUACUGGGUGAUGAGAAGAUGGUAAUGCUGGCGCCUCACCAGCGCUGCUGAUACUUGGUGCAAAAGCAGGCUCGCUAUUUCAGAGAACAUAUCCCCACGUUCUUUUUUUGAAGGCAGAGGGCAAAGGCAGUUAGUGGUUCCUGAGGAAGGAGACCCCGUGCUGUGGCCAUGAAGAGAGCAGGCUUGAAAAAUCUGCAGUUUUUUGUUAUCUCUCCCUGUGAGCAUAUUUAUAUAUAUAUAUUUUUUUUUGGCACUGUAGUUGCCUAACCCUGUUUCCAUCUCUCUCUGUCUUCCUCCUUCCUUGCCACCGACAUCCAAGCAAACUUGGGCAGUGUGGUUGUAGAAAAGGGAAGCUCAUAGAAAGGCAGGGGGUGUGGUGGAUAGCUGUACUGCUGGCUGCUGCAGUCUGUGUGUCCUUCCUUGAAGUACUGAUGCACUGCAACAGCCCCUACAGUGGGGGAGAAUGCUGGCUCUUCUCCUGUGGGCAUCGGUGGGGCUGCCCAUGGGGAUCAGCCCUGGUUGCUGCAGUUGAGUCUUGACAUCUAUACUGUGAAUAUGCUGCAGGGUAUGGGAACGCCCAUUUCCAAAUCAAAUCACGGAACAGGACUUUGGUUUCCUUUUGUUUAUCAAAAGCAAAGCUGUGAGGAUGUUAAAGAAGCCCCAGGGUGAGUCCCCGCAUUGGCACCAUGUCCCUGGGUGCAGCACUGUGGUAGCAGCAUCUGUGCUGGGCGUGUGGAGCCUGCUGCCAGAACAGCUUUGUUUUCUGGGACGUGCAAGGUAGGAUCCUGCUGGAGUCUGCUGAGGUCUCUGCUUAACUUUGUAAAUGGAUGUAUAUUAUUUUAUUUUUCUAUGCUGUAAAAAUAAAGUGUUUAUAGUUACCAAAUGCAGUCGGUGCUGCUGUGCCUUAGAAGCACCUCAGCAGUGUGUGCUGCUUGUCUUGGGGCUGUGAGUGAGCAGCCCUGUUUGCAGGUAAGCUUUCUCACGUUUUGCACUGGGCUUCGGACUGAAAUAAUGCCUUUCAGUGGGUGGAGAGCCUUCUGUCCUCCCCCAAAAAAUCUUCAUAUGCACGCAGGAAGAAAGGAAUUAAGAUUUCCCAUCUUCUGAUUUUCUAGGUAGCAAUUAUUUUCUAUUGUCUUCAUUCCUGCAGGAUGGUAUUAACAAAUUCUGUUGAAAUAAAUGAAAGGAGAACAGCAUUUUGAUGUUCUGUUCAAUCCCAGAGUUCGGAAGAAUCUUUCAAAGAUAAGAACCUCACACAUUGCUGUCAGGUUCACAGUGAGCUUUGGCAAAGAGCACCUAAACUGCAUGCAGAAAGCUGCACUGAGGGCUGGGGGAA
Lagopus muta (rock ptarmigan) is the source of this 4016-nucleotide messenger RNA. It is a transcript of the gene RFWD3, whose product is annotated as ring finger and WD repeat domain 3. The record is from RefSeq and is a predicted model, not a curated record. NCBI's taxonomy places the organism in Eukaryota, Metazoa, Chordata, Aves, Galliformes, Phasianidae. Gene Ontology annotation, biological process: interstrand cross-link repair; protein ubiquitination; double-strand break repair via homologous recombination. Gene Ontology annotation, cellular component: nucleus; site of double-strand break. The coding region runs from base 211 to 2580 and encodes 789 amino acids. The transcript has 15 exons. Gene Ontology annotation, molecular function: protein binding; ubiquitin protein ligase activity.